GCCAUAUUAGCGAGUGGGACGUGCAGCGCCAGGCGGAAGGAGGAGCUCCAGAGGCAGACACCCGCUUGGGGGCUGCCCGAACACCGCUUAAUCAUUCAGCAUAGCUGUUGACUUAAAGGGCCGUGGUUUGGAGUCGCGUUUGGUGUGGGAUCUGGCCGUUUGGUUAUGAAAGGAAUGCCCCAAGCCUGCGCCGCUGCCGCCAUGCAGGAGACUUUCGGCUGCGCCGUCACCAACCGCUUCAACCACCUGCUGGACGAUGAGUCGGACCCGUUCGAUAUCCUGCGGGAGGCCGAGGAGAAGAAGCAGCGGAAGAAGAAGGAGGAGGGAGGCGGCGGCCGAAGGAGUAGGGCUGGAGCUGGAGGAAGAGCCGCUGGCUCUUCACCUUCCUCCGGCGGCCCGGCUUCGGCUGCGGGGCCGGGGGCCUCCGCCGGUGCGGCUAAAUCCGGCAGAAGGGAGUCGCAGAAGGCUCGGAAAAUCCCUGCGGGCAGCGAGGCCGGCUUCGGCUCCGCGGCUUCGACCGCCGGGGGUGGCGGUGGCAUCAGGCUUGGCGGCGGUGAGAACGUGUCGGUGGGCGGCGGACAGCGACGAGAAGGGCCGAAGAGAGGCCCAAAAAGGGCUGAAAUCAGAGGACAGAAUGAAAACCAGGAUAUUGAGAGGAAAACGGAAAGAUCGGAACGGCGGGUUGUAUUCCGAGAACGUCGUCCUAAUGACACAGAAGGAACAACUGAAUUUUCAUUUGAAGUACCAAUUGACAGGAUGGACAGGUCUUCAAUGAGAGGGCGAGGUGGAAGAGGGCGUGGCCGUGGAAGAGGUGGCUAUCCCAGGAGCAUUAAUGGAUUUGAUCCAAGAGGAAGACGAGAGUUUGAAAGACACAGUGGAAAUGACAAAGUGGGAAUGAAACCAGAGGACAAAAGGGGUGGAAGUGGAUCUCGAAACUGGGGAACAAUCAGAGAUGAUCCAAGGGAGUCUGAGGCUACUCCAGCGGAAGAAAUGACUGAAAUGGAGGAACCUCAAGAAGUGCACGAAGGAGAUGUGGAAAACAAAGUGAAUGAAGAACAUGAUACAAUAGUGGAUGACGGUCCCCAUGAAAUGACUCUGGAUGAAUGGAAAGCACUUCAAGAACAGACUCGCUCGAAGAAGGAAUUCAACAUACGUAAACCUGAUUCCAGUGUUUUGUCAAAGGCAGUUGUGAUCCAUAAGUCUAGAUAUGAAUGCGAUGAACAGAAGGAAGAAUCUGAUGAUGAGGAUCACCAUUACUUUAGAAGAUCAGUAAAUGACAUCACCUCUAAGCUGGACAUUAACUUUGGCAGUCUUACACGCCCUGGACGAGGACGGGGUGGUGCUAGAGGUCGCGGAAGAGGCAAACGAGUAACUGAAACCAGGCCGGAAGUACCAGCUGCAGAAAUGAUUCAGAUCAGUGCUCCCAAUCCUGAUGACCCAGAGGAUUUCCCAGCUCUUGCUUGAAGCAGUAUUGAAGUGUAGUAGCUGGCAUCGGUUUGAAGAAAAUAGUUUCGGCACAUCAAGAUGAGAGGCGCUUUGCUUCAGUCGCAACACUGACUACAAGAAGUGGUACUUUAGCUCACGAUUUGUGAGUUAGACUUUCUGUUCACUACUGGGUGUGAAUAGAUCUUGUUCAGUGUUUGUGAUGAAAGAUGGAUGGAGUGACAUUACUACUGAGUUUUCAGCACCUUCCUUUGUGCUUCAAUUGUGUAAUAUUGGCAAAUAUCUUAAACUGCUGAAGAGGUAUAUUUGAUGUUUAAAAUGCUAUAUAUUAAAAAAUAUUGAAUGGUUUGCUUGAAUUGUAAUGGUUUCCUGAAAAAGCACACGGGUAAGAGAAUGCAGCCUUUAUUCUGACAAGAUGAUGCUACCAUUUGGUUAACUGUAAAUUUUGAACUAUUGCAGGCAUGUUACAGAAAUGGCCUACUUUGGUGCCUACCCAGUAGAAGUAGCUGCAUUUGCAUCCUUGAAGUCAUUUUGAACACUGUGCACAUGUCCUUGAACUUGAAAAGUUGCUUAUUAGAUCACAUUUAAAACAAAAACAAAACCAAAAAAAAGCUUUGAUUUUUAUUUAUCCCUAGUGUCAGUUUUUGGAAGCUGAAUGUUACAUUUGUUGAGUUUGAACUAACUUAUGUAAAGGGAAAGAUGGCAUAACUUGCCUUUUUGGGAAAUGAUUGUGGAAAUUUGAUGGAUUAAAUGCAGAUUUGUUGAAAAGCUAUUUUUUCCUUGAAUAUUUCAUCCUGUAGCAAAAAAAGUAAAGAUUGUACAUUUUAUGUUGUA
Messenger RNA from Mobula hypostoma (lesser devil ray), 2277 nucleotides. RefSeq names its product intracellular hyaluronan-binding protein 4.S-like. The record is from RefSeq and is a predicted model, not a curated record. Gene Ontology annotation, cellular component: cytoplasm; nucleus. Gene Ontology annotation, molecular function: RNA binding. Bases 166 to 1464 code for a protein of 432 amino acids. The transcript has 8 exons. Gene Ontology annotation, biological process: positive regulation of translational initiation; positive regulation of RNA splicing. NCBI's taxonomy places the organism in Eukaryota, Metazoa, Chordata, Chondrichthyes, Myliobatiformes, Myliobatidae.